Molecule: messenger RNA, 1692 nt
Organism: Oryza brachyantha (malo sina)
Lineage: Eukaryota; Viridiplantae; Streptophyta; Magnoliopsida; Poales; Poaceae
Product: CCR4-NOT transcription complex subunit 9-like
Exons: 10
Coding region: 287-1273 (328 amino acids)
Biological process (GO): negative regulation of translation; mRNA catabolic process
Cellular component (GO): P-body; CCR4-NOT core complex; CCR4-NOT complex
Source: RefSeq, a predicted model, not a curated record
CGCGCGUGGCGUCCCCACCCCACUUCCUCCCCCCCGUCGCGGUGAGCCCGUGCCCCGGCGGUCGGCGCGGCGGCCGCUCGCUCGCUGCUGCGCCGCCGGAGUUGCGGCGGAGCGGUGGGUGAGUGAGUGACGAGCCCGCCCGGAGCUCGGGUGGUUUCCCGCUUUGUUGGUGAGGUGGUUCAAGCUUGGUCGGUUUAACCUCCUCCCAUUUGCCCUAAUUCGCCCACCGUGCUGUGAGGGAAUCGAGCCCGUCUGCUAGGUUUCGUGGAGCUGUUUGCUGCGGGAUAUGGCGAAUCUGCAGCCUUCGAUUGCAAUACCCCCCUCCUACGCCGGGGCAUCGCCGCCUUCGCCUUCUCCGAUCGGCGGCGGCGGCGGCGGCGUGGGUGCCGGUGUGGGACAGCCAUCCAAGGACAGGAAGAUGGCGUCGGCGGAACAGCUUGUGCUCGACCUCUGCGACCCCGAGCUUCGCGAGAACGCCCUCCUCGAGCUCUCGAAGAAAAGAGAUAUAUUUCAAGAUCUGGCCCCGCUUCUUUGGCACUCUUUUGGAACAGUUGGCGCACUUCUUCAGGAGAUUGUGUCAAUUUACCCUGCACUUUCACCCCCAACAUUGUCACCAGUUGCGUCGAACCGAAUCUGCAAUGCACUUGCGCUUCUGCAGUGUGUCGCAUCUCACCCUGAGACGAGGAUCCUUUUCUUAAAUGCUCACAUUCCACUGUACCUGUACCCAUUCUUGAAUACUACCAGCAAGACAAGACCUUUUGAAUACCUGCGACUCACUAGCUUGGGUGUCAUCGGUGCACUUGUUAAGGUUGAUGAUACUGAAGUUAUCAGUUUUCUGUUGCAAACUGAAAUAAUUCCUCUGUGCUUGCGUACUAUGGAGAUGGGAAGCGAGCUGUCAAAAACUGUGGCCACCUUCAUUGUUCAGAAGAUUCUGCUUGAUGAUGUUGGACUGCGCUACAUUUGUGCCACUGCUGAGCGUUUCUUUGCUGUAGGCAGUGUUUUAGCUAACAUGGUGGUUUCACUUGCUGAGCAGCCUUCAACAAGGCUGCUGAAGCACAUUAUCCGAUGUUACCUUAGGCUGUCAGACAAUCCCAGGGCAUGUGCUGCCCUACAAAGUUGCCUCCCUGACAUGCUGAAGGAUGGGACAUUCAAUAACUGUCUUAGGGAUGAUCCUACAACAAGGCGCUGGCUCCAGCAAUUGCUGCUUAACGUGACAGGCGGAAGCAUGGGAGGAGCUCCUCAGCCAGGUCUGGAUCACAUGAUGGGGAUAUAGAUCAAUCUGAUUGCUGCAAUUCACAACAAUAAUACAUAUCUACCUGUGAGUUGCAAGUAGGGAAUAUCUCCUAGGUGUGUACGUAGGGUAGAAAAUUGUAGCACGGUUAGUCCAACCUCGAAAACAAUAGGAUCUGUUGUGUUUGACUGUCAUUAGCUGUUAAGGUUCUGUGCUUAUUCUGUAAUGUUGUGGAAACAAGGACAGCAAGCAGCUCCUUUUAUGUCCUUGCACCAGAACUGCUUUUGCUUUGACAGUUCAACAUUUAAGAAAAGAAGAUGAAGAGCCCCAUUCUGUGCAAGCUUUCUAAAAUACUUAAUGUUUGAUAGCAUAAGGAGCAUGCUCGAAAGAAGAGUAUGUUGUAUACUGCGUUUGUGUGAUGAUGUUGAAAUUGAACUGUGGUAUGCCAGUCAUGUUGUAAA